Messenger RNA from Entamoeba nuttalli P19, 531 nucleotides. RefSeq lists its product as hypothetical. The record is from RefSeq and is a predicted model, not a curated record. Lineage: Eukaryota; Evosea; Mastigamoebida; Endamoebidae. Bases 1 to 531 code for a protein of 176 amino acids. The transcript has a single exon.
AUGAAUAAAGAAGAAGAAGAGUUUAAGUCAAGUCCACUAUUAUCUGAAGAAGAAACAAACAAAGACUAUGAAGAAGGUAGUAAUGAAAAUAGUGAUGAAGAAGAGUUUGAGUAUGAUUGGGAAUUUGCUGGACAAAACAUAAAAUUAACAGGAACAGAAGCUGAGAUUAUGAAACUUAUUGAAGAACGACUUGAAAAAAUAUCAGAAGAAGAAAAGAAAAAGAUAAUAGAAGACAUUAAGAAAGGAAUGAAAGUUGGAAUGAAAAAAGGAUUUAAAAAAGGAUUUCAUAAAGAGUUUCAUGAUAAAAAGAAUAAAAAAAAUCAUUUAAAUAAAAGAGUUAAAAAAGCAAUUAAAGCUGGAGUAAAAGAAGCCACCAAAGAAGGAAUAAAAGAGAGUACAAAAGAAAUUAAGAAAGAUAUAAAAAAAGAAGUUAAAGCUAAUAUAAAAGGAGAAGUCAAAAAACAAAUUGAAAUUAAAAAAGAAGAAGUAAAAGAAAAAAUAAAAGAAACAACAACAAGUGAAACGAAAUAA